This is a messenger RNA of Miscanthus lutarioriparius, 837 nucleotides long. NCBI's taxonomy places the organism in Eukaryota, Viridiplantae, Streptophyta, Magnoliopsida, Poales, Poaceae. The record is from the annotation of a GenBank genome assembly.
AUGCCUAGGAAGCCCAAGCGGAAGGCUCCGGCCUCACCGGCGAGGCACGACACUUCGCCGGAGCCCUACCCUUGUCACUCCUCCCCCUCCUCGGCACAAUGCCUGGCAGUCCGCGACGCCCUCCUCGCGUUCCACGGGUUCCCCGAGGAGUUUGCGCCCUUCCGCCGCCUCCGCCUCGGUGGCCGCUCGCCUAACUGUGACCCUCUGCCUCAGCCUUUGUCUCCCACAGUGCUUGACGGCCUCGUCAUCACCCUCCUCUCUCAGAACACUACCGAUGCCAUCUCGCGCCGCGCCUUCGCUUCCCUCAAGGCCACUUUCCCCUCCUGGGACCAGGUGGUGGAUGAGGAGGGGAAGAGGCUGGAGGACGCCAUCCGGUGCGGCGGCCUGGCGGCGACGAAGGCGGCCAGGAUACGGGCCAUGCUGAGGGACGUGAGGGAGCGGAGGGGCAAUAUUUGCCUCGAGUACCUGCGGGAGCUGUCGGUGGAUGAGGUGAAGAAGGAGCUCUCGCGGUUCAAAGGGAUUGGACCAAAGACCGUGGCAUGUGUGCUGAUGUUCUAUCUACAGAAGGAUGAUUUUCCAGUGGAUACUCAUGUACUCCGCAUUACAAAGGCUAUGGGUUGGGUUCCUGCAACAGCUAGCAGGGAGAAGGCCUACAUUCAUCUAAAUAAUAAGAUUCCUGAUGAUCUGAAGUUUGAUUUGAAUUGUCUUUUUGUAACUCAUGGGAAGCUUUGUCAGUCAUGUACCAAAAAGGUGGGAAGUGAUAAAAGCAAGAGUUCCAAUGCUGCCUGUCCUCUAGCAGGUUACUGUUGUAUUGGAGAAAAGCUUCAGAAACAGUGA